CUGCCUCAAGUAAUUAUUGAUAAGUUUAUUCUCCCCGCUGGGUGUUAUUGACAGUUAACAAUCUAGCUAGCUAAGAGGAUCUGGUCAUCAUGGAGCAAGCCAAUGAUAUUGAGCAAGGGGAUGGAGGACAUAAGAGUACAAUUACUACAAAAGAGCUAGAAGAAACUCUUAAAAAGCAUAAUGAGCCAAGAAAUAGAUGGAAUGCAAUCUUUACAAUAUCAUGUGCAAUUGCAAUCUUCAUUGAUCCUUUGUACUGUUACGCUCCUGUGAUCCACGGCAAGUGCUUGGAACUGCACCAACGUUUGAUGUGGACGUAUAUUGGUUUACGAUUAGCCGUCGAUGUCUUUUACGCAAUCGACCUGGGUAAAUGGUGGUCCCGAAGUAAGAAGACAAAAGUUCUAUAUCUCAUUUUGGUUUCGCUUCCCCUGCCAGAGGGACUGUUACUCUCCUCUAUAUGCUCGGAAUUACUAUUAUAUACCUGGGAUCCUACUUAUGCUCUUAUAAUCACGACUCCAAUCCAAUAUUCCUUACGAAUUUAUCACAUGUACGUAUCCUUGAGGCGGCGACGUCCUAUCUUUAAGUCUGGAAUGGGAAAAUGGCUUACAGCUGUAAUGGAUUACCUUCCCUUCGUCCUUGCUUCUCAUCUAUUUGGAGCUUUAUGGUAUCGUCUUGCUGUUCAGCGACAGAUAGAUUGUUGGAAGUCACAUUGUGAAAAGCUCCUCCUGCCGGUCACUAAGCAAUGUAAAUCUAUAAGCAGUCGAGAUUUUUUCUGUAAAACGAUGUCCUCAUUGAACACCAGCGAUAUCUCUAUAUGGGAUAAAUUAUGUCAUCCGGUUAAAGAAGCAAAUCCAGAAGCCUUUGAUUUUGGUAUAUAUCUCCACGCUCUUCAGUCUAAUGUGACAAGUUCAACACAUGCCGUGAAAAGAAUUUCUCAAUCUUUUUGGUGGGCACUUCGAAAUCUGAGUUCCUUUGGUUCAAACCUCCAGACUAGUCUGUAUACAAUGGAAAUCUUCUUGUCUGUGUUGAUAUCUAUAAGUGGCAUGGCGUUAUUUUUAGUAUAUCUAAAUGCACGGGUACAGGAGUCACAAAAGAUACUAAUGGAGUCUAAAUCAAAAAAGAAGACGCAGUUGCUGAAACCAGAUAUAGAUCUAUGGUUAUACAAAAAUAACAUCCGAUUUCAAAAAGAUAACAUCCAAGAGGAUGAGGAUCUGAAGAGACUCAAGAAAGCCAUCAUGGAAAACAUACACAAACUUGGAGAAAACAAUGAUAUCGAUUUGCAAAACAUGCUCUCUAUUCUUCCCGUAAAUGACAAAAAAAGAAUCAUCCGGUUGCUCUGUUUGGAUUCACUAAAGAAAGUGCCUAUACUUGAAAAUAUUCGUGAAAAUGUUUUGAUAGCAAUCUGUCAGCAUCUUAAGCCAGUGACAUACACUGAAGACAACUACAUUGUUCAAGAGGGGAGACCACUUGGAAAGAUGAUCUUCAUCAUGCAAGGUCUUGCAUGGACUUACACAGCCAGUAACAUAAUCGGCGAAACGUUAAAGAGAGGCGAUUUUUACGGAGAAGAAGUUUUAACUUGGGCAUUCCAAUCUCUCUCCUUUUCUGGUUUACCCAUCUCAACAAGAUCUGUUAUGUCUCAAGGAAAAAUCGAAGCCUUUGCUAUCAAAGCCGAUCACUUGAAGAGUGUUGUAUAUAAGUUUUGGUGGCAUUUUAGGAAAGAGGUAGGUGUUUCACAGUUGGAGCUCUGGGAGCAUUUGGCAGCGUCUUCCAUACAAGCUGCUUGGCGCCUCCGUAAUGCAAAAUCUAAACCCUUGUCUAAGUGGUACAAGAUUCCUUAUCCCUAAACGGCUGCUAUUGCGUUUCAGUUUGCGAUCUAAUCGCUUUUGUUUGCAAUCGUUUGUGUAGUGUGUUGUAUUAUUUUACACUUUUAUAGAACAAUAUGUACAUACGUUUGUGUUUGUAUUUGUUUGUGUUAUUUGUGUAGUAAUUUUCACAAUCAACCAAUCAAUAUAUUGAUCAUCGAGCAAUGCUAGAUGCACCAAUUGCUUC
Messenger RNA from Fragaria vesca subsp. vesca, 2046 nucleotides. Its product is annotated as cyclic nucleotide-gated ion channel 1-like. The transcript has 7 exons. Lineage: Eukaryota; Viridiplantae; Streptophyta; Magnoliopsida; Rosales; Rosaceae. The record is from RefSeq and is a predicted model, not a curated record. Bases 90 to 1841 code for a protein of 583 amino acids.